AUGGAGCAAGAACCACAAAAUGGAGAACCUUCUGAAAUUAAGAUCAUCAAGGAAGCAUACACAAAGGCCUUUUUAUUUGUUAAUAAAGGACUAAAUACAGAUGAAUUAGGUCAGAAGGAAGAAGCAAAGAACUACUAUAAGCAAGGAAUAGGACACCUGCUCAGGGGAAUCAGCAUUUCAUCCACAGAGCCUGAACACACUGGUCCUGGUUGGGAAUCUGCUAGACAGAUGCAACAGAAAAUGAAAGAAACACUACAGAAUGUACGUACCAGAUUGGAAAUUCUGGAGAAGGGUCUUGCCACUUCUCUACGGAAUGAUCUCCAGGAGGUGCCCAAGUUAUAUCCAGAAUUUCCGCCUAAAGACAUACCUGAAAAGUCACCAGAGCCUCACUCCUUUAGUUCACUUUCUCAGCACACUGAAGUAAAUGGAAGCACUUCAACAAGUCCAGGGUUGGUUUCUGCAUCUAGUUCUUUAUCCUUACCAUCUCAGAGUCAUCCAGCAGAAGCACCUCCUGCUUAUACUCCUCAGGCUGCUGAGGGUCAUUAUACUGUAUCCUAUGGGACAGAAUCUGGGGAAUUUUCAUCAGUUGGAGAAGACUUUUAUAGGAAUCAUUCUCAACCACCUCCUCUUGAGACCUUAGGGCUAGAUGCAGAUGAGUUGAUUUUGAUACCAAAUGGAGUACAGAUUUUUUUUGUAAAUCCUGCAGGGGAGGUUAGUGCACCUUCGUAUCCAGGGUAUCUUCGAAUUGUGAGGUUCUUGGAUAAUUCUCUUGAUACAGUUCUAAACCGUCCUCCUGGGUUUCUUCAGGUUUGUGACUGGUUGUAUCCUCUAGUUCCUGAUAGAUCUCCAGUUCUUAAAUGUACUGUGGGAGCCUACAUGUUUCCUGAUACCAUGUUACAAGCGUCAGGAUGCUUUGUGGGGGUUGUCUUGUCUUCUGAAUUACCAGAAGAUGAUAGAGAACUCUUCGAGGAUUUAUUAAGACAGAUGUCUGACCUUCGGCUUCAGGCCAACUGGAACCGGGCAGAAGGAGAAAAUGAAUUCCAAAUCCCUGGAAGAGCAAGACGUUCCUCUGACCAGUUGAAAGAAGCCAGUGGCACUGAUGUGAGACAGUUGGGUCCUUCAUUGGACCAAGACAAUAAGGACGUGCGUCAUAAAGGAAAACGGGGGAAAAAAACCAAAGAUACUCCAAAUGAAGAAGUUAAUUUGAGUCACAUUGUACCCUAUGAGCCAGGUUCAGAAGACAAAGCAAAGGAAUUACCCGAAUGGAGUGAGAAAGUGGCUCAAAAUAUUUUGUCAGGUGCUUCCUGGGUGAGCUGGGGUUUGGUCAAAGGUGCUGAAUUUACUGGAAAAGCAAUCCAGAAAGGCGCUUCUAAACUCCGUGAACGGAUUCAACCAGAAGAAAAACCAGUGGAAGUUAGUCCAGCUGUGACCAGAGGACUUUAUAUAGCAAAGCAGGCUACAGGAGGAGCAGCAAAAGUCAGUCAGUUCCUGGUUGAUGGAGUUUGCACUGUAGCAAAUUGUGUUGGAAAGGAACUAGCUCCACACGUGAAGAAGCAUGGAAGCAAACUUGUUCCAGAAUCUCUUAAAAAAGACAGAAAUGGGAAGUCUCCUCUGGAUGGUGCUAUGGUCGUAGCAGCAAGUAGUGUUCAAGGAUUUUCAACUGUCUGGCAGGGAUUGGAAUGUGCAGCUAAAUGUAUUGUUAACAAUGUUUCAGCAGAAACUGUACAAACUGUCAGAUACAAAUACGGACAUACUGCAGGAGAAGCUACACAUGAUGCAGUAGAUUCUGCCAUCAAUGUUGGUGUAACUGCCUAUAAUAUUGACAACAUUGGUAUCAAAGCAAUGGUGAAGAAAACAGCAAAACAAACAGGACAAACCCUCCUUGAAGACUAUAAAAUAGUUGAUAAUUCUAAGGGGGGACAUCAAGAAGGAAGAGCAAAUGUAAACAUGAAAAGGGAGAAAGGUGAGCAGACAGAGGAACGAGAGAAGAAUGAGGCAAAGAAGAAAGAAAAAUGA
Molecule: messenger RNA, 2016 nt
Organism: Puma concolor (puma)
Lineage: Eukaryota; Metazoa; Chordata; Mammalia; Carnivora; Felidae
Gene: SPART
Product: spartin
Biological process (GO): negative regulation of BMP signaling pathway; cell division
Cellular component (GO): plasma membrane
Source: RefSeq, a predicted model, not a curated record